This is a messenger RNA of Odocoileus virginianus texanus, 690 nucleotides long. The record is from RefSeq and is a predicted model, not a curated record. Lineage: Eukaryota; Metazoa; Chordata; Mammalia; Artiodactyla; Cervidae.
CAGAUCAUGAGCAACUCGGCCCCCACCACAGCUGUGCCGCUCUGCUACGAGCACCUGAACGGAUCCUGUGUGAAAACCCCCUUCUCGCCUACAUCCCGGGUGAUUCUGUACGCGGUAUAUGGCUUUGGGGCUGUGCUGGCCGUGUUUGGAAACCUCCUGGUGAUGACUGCCAUCCUGCAUUUCAAGCAGCUGCACUCCCCAACCAAUUUUCUCAUCGCCUCUCUGGCCUGUGCAGACUUUCUAGUGGGAGUGACUGUGAUGCCCUUCAGCAUGGUCAGGUCCGUGGAGAGCUGCUGGUACUUUGGGCGAACUUUCUGCACUUUUCACACCUGCUUUGACACAGCAUUUUGUUACUCUUCUCUCUUCCACCUGUCCUUCAUCUCCAUCGACAGGUACAUUGCUGUGACUGACCCCCUGGUCUAUCCCACCAAGUUCACGGUGUCUGUGUCAGGGGUCUGCAUCAGCAUCUCCUGGAUCCUGCCCAUCACUUACAGUGGUGCCGUGUUCUACACGGGUGCCCAUGAGAAUGGGCUUGAGGAAUUGUCUAGGGCCCUCAACUGUGUAGGAGGCUGUCAGACAUAUCUAAGAAAUUAUAUCUUAAUAUUUUUAAGUAUUUUUACGGUUUUCUUUCAGCAGAUCAUUAAGAUGUUCCAACUCUUCUUGUCUAUAUUAAUUACGUGCUUUCUUUAA